Messenger RNA from Telopea speciosissima, 4025 nucleotides. Its product is annotated as translocase of chloroplast 120, chloroplastic-like. Gene Ontology annotation, cellular component: chloroplast outer membrane. The record is from RefSeq and is a predicted model, not a curated record. The transcript is spliced from 2 exons. Gene Ontology annotation, molecular function: GTP binding; GTPase activity. NCBI's taxonomy places the organism in Eukaryota, Viridiplantae, Streptophyta, Magnoliopsida, Proteales, Proteaceae. Gene Ontology annotation, biological process: protein targeting to chloroplast. The coding region runs from base 200 to 3853 and encodes 1217 amino acids.
AGGAGCGAAAAAGAAGUGAGAAUAUCCGCUUUGGACUGCCAAGAAAAUACAUCUUUAAUCUUCUUUUUCUUUCACCCCCUUCUUGCUCUCUCUCUCUCUCUCCUCCCAUAUCUGUGGCUGCAACAAGCCGAGCACUCUGUUUCUUCUCUAUCUAACCAGGUGAUCAUAGGGUUUUUGAAGCUAUUGUCAGAGAAAACUGAUGGAAAAUGGGGUUGCAACCGAUGGUAAAUCUCAUUUUGGAGAAACAUUGGCUAUCAGAGAUGGGAUUUCUAAUCCCGAAGUAGGAGAUAGAGAUGUUCAUGGGCUUCAUGAAUCGAAGGAUUCUGAAGGGCAACUUUUUGUGGAGGCUUCAGAAGAAAUUCAUUCGCUGGAGUCGCCUGUAAAUCUUGAUGCGGAUCAAGCUGUUAAAUGGGAGGUACAUGUAGACAAGACCAGAGAUUCUGGUUCUUUGGUAGUCAAUGGAAUGCCUAACGGAGACCAUGAGAUGGAAAAUUUUGAAGAGGCUAUCGGGCUUCCACUCAAUGAACGUCAUGAUCCUGUUGAUGAGAUUGGAGUCGCCUAUGGAUAUGCCAAUGUGGAAGGUAAUCCUGAGGAAGUUUUGCCCGUGGAAUCAAAUGGGUUGGAUAAUUUUUGUUCGGUUGGUAAUGCAGAAGCUGUUGUCAAUCUGGGCAAUGUGGGAGGUAAUGCUGAGGAAGUUUUGCCCGUGGAAUCAAAUGGGUUGGAUAAUUUUUGUUCGGUUGGUAAUGCAGAAGCUGUUGUCCAUCUGGGCAAUGAUCUGUCUCAGGAGGGGGAACAACAGCUCGCUAUUGAGAAGAUGAUCACGGGUUUGGUUUUGGAGGAGCCUGUUGAUGAAAUUAUCCCUGCAGAUGAAACUGGCAAUGUGGAGCGUUAUGCCGAGGAAGUUUUGCCUGUGGAAUCAAAGAGGUUUGAUGGUGGUGUUUCAGAAGCUGAGUUGAGGGACGUUUCAGACACUUUGGCUGAUAGAGAUGCAGAACCUUCUAGGGACGGGACUGAGGCAGAAGGAAGGAGUGAUUUAGUUACUGACAAAUCUGAAACUGGGGAUUUGGAUGACAUGAGUUUCGAGGAAUCACCUGUUCUUUUUGAAAAAGCAGAUGCUGUGAAGAUCAAACAGGUGGAGUCUGAUGUGGUUGGGCCUUCUCAUGGAGAUGAACCUGAUGAAUUGAUUGUGCAUCAAGAUGGUGAAAGUGGUGAGUUACAGGAACCUUCUGCAAACUUGGCUGGGGAAGGCCAGGAUCACCAGAGUGUACAUUUGAAGAACUCUUCAACUGAACAAGAUCCUUCUCUCACUGAGACUGGAACUCGAGAAGUUGAAAUCCUGAAGUCUGUGGAAGAAUCUAAUACUGUUAAAGCCGGUGCAGCUGAACCAGAGGCAAAAGGUUUACACGACUCUCAGCCUCAGUUUGUUGACAGAAAUAUCAAAGAAGGUUCAUCUGGCCAUACUGUGGUGGAGGAACCUGUUUCUCAGGAAACCAAAAAGGUUGAGAACAGAGGACCAGAAAUUCAGUCUGCACGAAAUGUUGGUUCAUCAACUGAAAGUUCCACAAAUCCUCCUCUUCCACCUCGUCCUGCUGGCCUUGGGAGUGCGCCACUGUUGGGAGCUGCUCAUCGUGCACUGCAGCAGUCUCGAGCAAAUGGAUCUAUACCUGUGCGUCAAUCUCAACUUGUUGAAGACCCUAUGAAUGGUGAGGCUGAGGAGAAUGAUGAAACUCGUGAAAAACUCCAGAUGAUCCGGGUAAAGUUUCUGCGUCUUGCUCAUCGGCUUGGUCAGACUCCCCAUAAUGUUGUUGUUGCUCAGGUACUAUACAGGCUAGGGUUAGCAGAACAGCUGCGAGGGAGAAACACAACUCGUGCUGGUGCCUUUAGCUUUGACACUGCAAGUGCAAUGGCUGAGCAGCUUGAGGCAGCUGGGCAGGAAGCCCUUGAUUUUUCGUGCACAAUCAUGGUUAUUGGAAAGACAGGAGUUGGUAAAAGUGCAACCAUCAAUUCAAUAUUUGAUGAAGUCAAGUUCGACACUGAUGCAUUCGACAUGGGCACUAAGAAGGUUCAGGAUGUGGUUGGAACGGUUCAGGGGAUCAAGGUACGGGUGAUUGAUACGCCUGGCCUCCUAUCUUCCUGGUCAGAUCAACGUCAAAAUGAGAAGAUCCUACAUUCUGUUAAGCGUUUCAUCAAGAAGACACCUCCAGAUAUUGUUUUGUAUCUCGAUAGAUUGGACAUGCAAAGCAGGGAUUUUGGUGAUAUGCCACUUUUGCAAACUAUUACAGAGAUAUUUGGACCAUCUAUUUGGUUCAAUGCAAUUGUAGUUCUGACCCAUGCAGCUUCUGCACCUCCUGAUGGUCCGAAUGGUACUGCUUCAAGUUAUGAGAUGUUUGUAACCCAGCGUUCCCAUGUGGUUCAGCAAGCCAUUCGUCAAGCAGCAGGGGACAUGCGACUCAUGAACCCUGUUUCAUUAGUGGAGAAUCACUCUGCAUGCAGAACAAACAGGGCUGGGCAGAGAGUCUUGCCAAAUGGUCAAGUCUGGAAGCCUCAUUUGUUAUUGCUCUCCUUUGCAUCAAAGAUUCUGGCUGAGGCAAACACACUUCUAAAUAUGCAAGAUAGUCCCCCAGGAAGGCCUUUUGUGACUCGAUCUAGGGCACCACCUUUACCAUUCCUCUUGUCAUCCCUUCUCCAAUCAAGGCCCCAGUUGAAACUGCCUGAGGAGCAGUUUGGCGAUGAUGAGGAUGCUCUUGAUGAGGACUUGGAUGAGGCAUCAGAUUCAGAUGAAGAGACAGAUUAUGAUGAAUUGCCACCUUUCAAGCGAUUGACCAAGGCUCAACUGGCGAAGUUGAGUAGAGCACAGAAGAAGGCUUAUUUUGAUGAGCUAGAAUAUAGAGAGAAGCUUUUUAUGAAGAAACAACUGAAAGAGGAGAGAAAGCGGCGUAAAUUUUUAAAGAAAAUGGCAGCUUCUGCUAAGGAUUUGCCAAAUGAGUACAAUGAGAAUGCUGAAGAAGAAAGUGGAGGAGCUGCAUCUGUGCCAGUUCCGAUGCCUGAUUUGGCCUUGCCAACUUCGUUUGAUUCAGACAAUCCCACUCACAGAUACCGGUUUCUGGAUUCUUCUAACCAGUGGCUUGUGAGGCCAGUUCUAGAAACUCAUGGUUGGGAUCAUGAUGUUGGCUAUGAGGGUAUAAAUGUAGAAAGAUUAUUUGUGGUUAAAGACAAAAUACCCUUGUCCUUUUCUGGUCAGGUUACGAAGGAUAAGAAAGAGGCUAACAUCCAGAUGGAAUUAGCUGGUUCUGUCAAGCAUGGGGAAGGGAAAGCAACCUCAUUAGGUUUUGACAUGCAGACUGUUGGAAAAGACAUGGCAUAUACUUUGCGCAGUGAGACAAGAUUUAGCAACUUCAAACACAACAAGACAGCAGCUGGUUUCUCAGUUACUCAGCUGGGUGAUGCCUUAUCAGCGGGAGUGAAGGUUGAAGACAAAUUGAUUGUUAACAAAUGGUUCCGGUUGGUUAUGACUGGGGGUGCAAUGACCAGUCGUGGUGAUGUGGCUUAUGGAGGCAGUCUUGAGGCAACCUUAAGAGAUAAAGACUAUCCUUUGGGUCGUAUGUUAUCGACUCUUGGACUUUCUAUUAUGGAUUGGCAUGGAGAUCUUGCAAUUGGAUGCAAUGUACAGUCUCAACUACCAAUAGGACGUGCAGCAAACAUUAUUGCUCGGGCAAAUUUGAAUAACAGGGGUGCGGGGCAAGUUAGUAUUCGUUUGAAUAGUUCAGAACACCUUCAGAUUGCUUUGAUCGGUCUUAUACCCCUACUGAGAAAGGUAGUUGGUUAUUCUCAACAACUACAGUUUGGUCAAUGAGGAGCAUUGUGAUAAAUGGUCGGCAGCUGUGCGAUAGUUAGGAAAUAUCCCUCGAAGGAUCUAUGGUCGCCAAAUGUGAGUGAAACUAAGCUGCUGGUUUUUUCCUUUCUUUGCUUUACUUUAUGAUGUUGUAGUUUCUACAAAUAGAAUUCCUCUUUUGAUGAGUUGAGGU